AGAAAACAGUAUUUUCCCUCUUUGAAGAUCAACAAAGUGAUUAUGGCGAUAUCUCACGUCCAGCCUAUGCUUCUUCUCCUCGGAUCACUCUUCUUCUUGCCUUCACUACGUGCGGUCAAUUUUGAAUACUGCAACAAAAGUGGAUAUGAUUUCGGAAAUGUCACUCAUGUCGAGAUCUCCCCAAACCCUGUUGGGCCUGAUGACGGCGAGCUAAGCGUUACGGUUUUCGGUUAUGCAAAAGAGAGCAUCCAUGCUGGAUCUAUAGAGGUGUACGCUAAAUCUGAGAAUAUUACUGAUCUUCUAAGACAAUACAACCUCUGUGUGGUGGGUGAGGUAUGCGCUAUUGAAUCAGGCACCAAAUUUGUGUUACCUCUUUCCCAAAUUCCUAAGGAUAUACUCGAGGGUGACUACAAGUAUGUCGUAUCUUUGCUUGAUGAAAAAUUUGGAGACUCUAAAGAGGCAGCAGUGAGAAUGUGCGUCGACUUCGAUCUACCAACUUCCUCUUCCACAAUGGCCUCUGCUUAGUCAAGUUGGUUGGGUGAAAGAUAUAUGUUUUCAAGUCUAUCUCUCCUACUUGCAUUUUUCGGUUUUAAUCUGUUGUAACUUGGUUUGGUUUCUUUGAACCGUGAUGUCAUUGACUUUCCGUUUAGGAAGUAGAAAUAAAUGUGACAACUUUUGGAAGAGACGGCUGAUUAUAUUGUUGUAACCUGAAAAAAUCAUAAU
Eruca vesicaria subsp. sativa (arugula) is the source of this 723-nucleotide messenger RNA. The record is from the annotation of a GenBank genome assembly. NCBI's taxonomy places the organism in Eukaryota, Viridiplantae, Streptophyta, Magnoliopsida, Brassicales, Brassicaceae.